AUGUCAGCCGGAGGAGAACAUCUCAAUGAAGAAGGUGACCGUUCUCAGGUAGUAGUGGCGGGCGCAACAGCUGGCCUGGUCUCCAGAUUCUGCAUUGCACCCCUUGACGUUGUCAAGAUUCGCCUCCAGCUCCAAAUCCACUCCCUCUCCGACCCUCUCUCCCAUCGCGACGUCAAAGGCCCCGUGUACAAAGGCACGCUUUCCACACUCAAAUCCAUCGUCCGCGACGAGGGCAUAACGGGCCUCUGGAAAGGCAACAUCCCUGCUGAACUCCUAUACAUCUGCUACGGCGGCAUCCAAUUCACAACCUAUCGCGCAAUCUCACAAACCCUGCCCACACACCUCCCCCAACCUAUAACCACCUUCAUCAGCGGCGCUGUAGCCGGUGGCCUCGCCACCGCUGCAACCUACCCCCUCGACCUCCUCCGCACCCGGUUCGCCGCCCAGGGAAAUGACAAAAUAUACACCUCCCUCCUCACGAGCGUGCGCGACAUAGCCCGCACGGAAGGCUGCAGGGGCUUCUUCCGCGGCUCCACUGCCGCCAUUGGUCAAAUAAUCCCGUACAUGGGCCUUUUCUUCGCGACGUAUGAAUCUGUGCGCGUGCCGUUUGCAGAACUGCAACUGCCGCUUGGCAGCGGCGAUGCGGGCGCGGGAACGGUGGCGAGUAUAAUUGCGAAGACAGGCGUUUUUCCUUUGGAUCUUGUUCGGAAACGGUUGCAGGUUCAGGGCCCGACGAGGGGAAGGUAUAUUCAUACGAAUAUACCCGUGUAUUAUGGGGUUUGGAGGUCGAUGAGGGAUAUUGUGGCUCAGCAAGGGGUUAGAGGGGUUUAUAGGGGUUUGACGGUUAGUUUAAUUAAGGCUGCGCCGGCGAGUGCGGUGACGAUGUGGACGUAUGAGCAUGUUUUGGGAUUGUUGAAGGAGAAAGGAUAG
This is a messenger RNA of Paracoccidioides brasiliensis Pb18, 930 nucleotides long. RefSeq names its product mitochondrial thiamine pyrophosphate carrier 1. Bases 1 to 930 code for a protein of 309 amino acids. Gene Ontology annotation, molecular function: thiamine transmembrane transporter activity. Gene Ontology annotation, cellular component: mitochondrial inner membrane. The transcript is spliced from 4 exons. Gene Ontology annotation, biological process: thiamine pyrophosphate transmembrane transport. The record is from RefSeq and is a predicted model, not a curated record.